Molecule: messenger RNA, 3360 nt
Organism: Parnassius mnemosyne (clouded apollo)
Lineage: Eukaryota; Metazoa; Arthropoda; Insecta; Lepidoptera; Papilionidae
Source: the annotation of a GenBank genome assembly
AUGUGUUCACUUAAACUCUUUGACGACGUUAAUAGCAAAAGAACUAUUCUGUUUAUACUUGUGUUAUUAUCACUUAAAUUAAGUAGCCCCCAGGACAUAAAUGAUGAAUUUGUUAAUGAAGAUAGUGUAGAUAUCAUAACAGAAAUAAGUGCAAUAGACACAGAUAAAAGUGUGAAAAAAAUAAAAAAAAUAGGCGUAGAUAGUCCUUGUAGAUUAAGUGAACUACUUUGUGACACAGGACAAUGUAUAUCAUUAGACAAAUACUGUAAUGGAGAAGAUGAUUGCGGUGAUAAAAGCGACGAGCCGAAGGCCUGUUCACCGUGCAAUAGAACAUACAUGGGUGACGUAGGCCGAACAUAUGAAAUAGAAGUUCGCAGGCCACGAGAAGAUCACCUACCGUUUAUUUGCAACCUCAACUUCACAGCCACGGGUGGAAACUAUGGCGACAUUAUCCAAUUAACCUUCGACACAUUCACCGUAGGAAAAUUUGUAUCUUUUACAUCUGAUGGAUGUCCAGAUGGACAUAUGACUAUUGUGGAACGUAGUCCGUCUCCACCGACGGGGCAAUGGUGCGGAUCUGCUUGGGGAUAUACUGUUUAUUUUAGCGAAUCAGAUUCUAUAAAUAUGACGCUAAGGCUGGACAGACUAAGUCAGCAGGGUGUUGGAUACAAUUUUGACUUCAAGUUGGCUUACAAGUUUCUAAGACGGAGUGAAGCGCGGUUACGAUACGGGAAUGCUACGGUGGGGGCCUGGCGGGGAGAACGCGUCCCGGGUACUUACUGCGACCGCAUUCUAAGCGACUGCGAUCUAAGAGCGUGCCGCAUCCAGUCACCAAACUUUCCCGGCGUGUAUCCACGAAACGCUACUUGUACAUACCGUAUUGAACAUACCAAGAUUCCAGCUGAUAAACACGUUUUACUUGCCGUACGACAGACUAAUAGUCACAAAAUACAUAUCAAGGACCAAAUAGUAAAAUAUGACAGGAGUCAACGUGUUCUCAAGAUUUGGGAUCAAUGUAACGUGGUUCAGGAUUAUUUGACUGUAUGGGAUGGCCCAACUCGUGAUUCUCCAAUAUUGGUUCGUCUAUGUGGCGGUGAUGCUGUCCCUGAUAUAGUGAGCAGAGGUCCAAACAUGUUGUUGGAGUUUCAUACAUCGCCAUACGAUAACCCUUUUCAUCCAGUUCCUUUGAGUUAUUUACCUGGAUUUGAACUAGAAGUGCAGGUCCUAUACGUGGAUAAAGAUUCACAUUCGUACGUGCGUGCCGACGACCGAUGUCGAUUUAUUCUGCGUUCCUCUGACAAAACAAGUGGAAUAUUAAGAAACCCGCGGCAUUCACUACCACCUAAUACUUCAUGUGUUUACUUCUUUCAGGGUCGGCCCAACGAAAUUGUGUGGGUGUCAUUUGUGAAAUAUCACGCAGCCGGCACCGACCCGGCAGGUUUUGAUCAGCAAAAAGACUGUUCAUCUCAACUCACCAUUUGGGACGGAGCGGCGCCUGACGCUGACCUUGACCGAAAGUUAGAUAUGAGCGAUAAAAAAUUACUUUUGGGCUCAUUCUGCCGUGAAGAAUCGCCUCGAUUAUGUGACCACGCACUUCUUUCAAACGCAACUAGAGCCACGCGACCUUGUGCACCGAGCGAAAGUUACAUAACUACAGGACCAGCACUUACAAUAUUACAAGAACUUCGUCAAGGUUCAGCACUUUAUCCCGUAUCUUUCUUCCUCCGUUACGAGUUCGUUGACGUAAGUGAACAAGGACAGCCUUUAACAAACUCUCAAUCAGCAUGCGAUAGAGUUUUUAAGUCUGCUCAAACAUAUUCUGGAAGAUUUCAAGCUCCUCGGGCUAUAUUUUACUAUGGUAGAGGAGGUGCUCAAAAUCUUACAUGUAUUUUAAGAUUUGAAGCAAAAUAUGGUGAGCGAAUACAACUUACCUUUACCAAUACAUAUUUUGGCAAUAAAUAUUGUAAUACCUACAAAGACAGCAAGACCAGUCGUUGGAUAUGCGAUAAACCAAUAAAGAGAACCGUUGGUGGCGAAGGGUAUGCUCAAAUAAUGAUUACUGAAUUUCCUUGGGAAGGAGUACCAAUACAAAGAGACUGCCUGUGCACAAAUAGAUCAGAACCAUUAAACAUCCAUACCUUAACUGCUCCGGUUGUAGAAGUAAACUUUACAGUUACUAUGAUGAACAUUACUGAAGACUAUGAUGAUUUUGCGUUCGAAGGCGAAUUUAAGUUUAUAACAACUGGACCUGGUGAUGAAUCUGUAUGUUCGUCUGGGUGGGGAGAUAGGCGUUUGAGGGGAAGUAGUGGAGAAAUAAGGCUCUAUGAUAAAAGGCAAAAGUCUAUUUCAUCAGAAAUUGUUGGUGAUCGAAACGUUAUAUCAGAAAGUGUCAGAGCGGAAGUAGUUUGUGUUCAUAGACCAUGGCUUAUAGAACCAGGAGGUGAUGAAAUUACUCCACUGCAAGGUAGAUAUUUAUACAUGAAAUUACCCGGAUUCGAAAUUUCUCCAACAUCCAAGUUCUGUCCGACUCUCAAUAGACUGUAUAUAUAUGAAGCUCACGAUACAUCUAAAUUCCGAGAAGUUUGUCCAGAUGAAAACGAAUCAAUGGAAUUAUUUUCCCCUGGCUGGAAAACAGCUGAAACUACUUUAGAAUCGACACUGAAGCCUCAUGCCCGAAGUUACGUAAUUGAUUUUCUACAACAUGAACCAGCAGAUUAUUCUAUAAAAUGGAUAGAGUUGAUUAAAAAAUCAUCAAUUGAAGAAGAUGAUACAGCUUUUUUUCCAAACUCUGUUUCAUUAGAGUGCCGCUAUAAGUGCCCAGAAUUAAAUGCUUGUAUACCGUUUACGCUAUGGUGUGAUGGGAGCAUACACUGCCCAUCAGGUUUUGAUGAAGAAGACGCAAACUGUUCUUUUAGAAUAUCUCUACCGCCUCCUUAUGUUGCGGCAGCAGCAGGAGUGGGCUUACUUUUAUGUGCAAUCGCAGUAGCAUUGUGUGCAUGCCGCAGGCGAAGAAGAAAAGAAAAAGAAUUUAAGGCUAGACUAGAUGGAGCACUACCUUCCGAAGAAAGGCCUUAUGAUCAGGUCAAAAGCAAUGGUGUUUCAGAAACAACGCCUCAAUAUGCUACUGUACAAAAAUAUGCAACUUUAGAUAAAUACAGCUUAAGCCAAAAGUAUAGUGCUGGAUUAAAUGACGCGCGAUACUAUGACGAAGUUUCACAAAGAGAUAAACUUGCGGAUUCACGAUAUGCUAGUUUAGGUCGUGCGGGUCGUAGUGCCCGUGUUGAUAACUCUAGAGGUAAUGGAUCUAGAAGAGCAAACCCGGACAUAGGAUAUCCGGAUCUGAAAGACGGUUUUUGUUGA